Molecule: messenger RNA, 1350 nt
Organism: Mollisia scopiformis
Lineage: Eukaryota; Fungi; Ascomycota; Leotiomycetes; Helotiales; Mollisiaceae
Product: short chain dehydrogenase
Exons: 1
Coding region: 486-1226 (246 amino acids)
Molecular function (GO): oxidoreductase activity, acting on the CH-OH group of donors, NAD or NADP as acceptor
Source: RefSeq, a predicted model, not a curated record
UCGCUAUGUGUUACUGUGCGAUUUCUGCCACCUGCAUAAAGCUAUGUAUAUAUUGACAGAUCCAUUUCAGCUUUUCGAUGUCGCUCUCAUUCAUUUUCCGCACUGUCAAAAUACUUGGAAUCAAAUGAGAACUAACGGGUCACAUAAUUCCAUGCCACAGCGUUGUAACCUUACAAGAUCUUCAGAUGGAGUGGAUUACCACUCAAAAAGGUGCAAAGAUGAGUGUACUUCGUUUCAACCCAUUUGGUCAUUUCGAAAUAGUCUGCAAUCGGUCAAAGUGGCAUCGGCCAGAUUUGAAUCGGCCAAAUUUGAUACUGUUGAAUAUGGCUCCAGUGAGCAUCGAGGUAUAAAUGGCUCGAUCAAUCCCAAGAGACAGUCUUUGAAACAGAAUUCUAUCAUUGCACUUCACUUCAUCGUAUCUUCCGAUCAUUUCCCCAAACUCACUCAAAAGCCAUAGUUUCUAAGAACUCCAAAACUUCAAGAAGAUGGCUGUCACCAACAAAACCAUUGCCCUCAUCAGCGGCGCAAAUCAAGGCAUUGGCGCGGCAGCCGCCCUACGUCUUGCCAAAGAGCACAAUUACCACGUUAUCAUCGGGUCUCGCAACAUCGAGAAUGGAGAGAAGGUCGCCAACCAAAUCAAAUCCGAAGGGUUCUCGGCCGACACAGUUCAAUUGGACCUUCAAUCCGACGAAUCUAUUGCCGCCGCCACGACCUACCUCGCCAAGACCUACGGCCACUUGGACGUCCUUGUCAACAAUGCGGGCAUCUUGUACGACCGUCGCGAGUUGACCACUCGAGAGCUGUUCGAUGUCACCCUCUCAACCAAUGUGACGGGCACAGCAUGCUUGACUGAGUCCUUAUUGCCUCUACUUCGCAAGUCCGCCCAACGACCACGUGUCCUAUUCGUUUCAUCUCGCAUGGGCUCCUUGGCUGAGAGUCUCGAUUCCAGCAGACCUUGGUAUGCAACUGAUUACAAAGCCUACGAUGCUAGUAAGGCAGCUGUCAACAUAUUGACAGCAAAUUACUCGAGAAUCCUCGCCAACAAAGAGGCUCGAGUGAAUUCUGUGUGUCCAGGUCUCGUGGCAACGAACCUAACAGGUUACAUAGCUUAUGGGACCACAACGGAGAUUGGAGCUCAGAGGAUUGUGGAGUUGGCGACUUUGACGGGAAAGGACAGUGACGUUACAGGAACGUUCUCGGACAAAGAUGGAAGUAUAUCUUGGUGAACAGAUGCUGUGUCCUCAGAGCCAAUGCAUCAAGGGUAUAUUAUUAUGUUUCAGAGACAUGGUGGUAGUCUCUAGCAGAGAUUAUCAAACCAUACGCACAGCCAAAUUAAGCAUUACCCCCAAG